AAAAAAGGUAUUUGAAGAGUCAUUGAGCAAUGAAAAGGUACCAGUAAUGUGGUCAUGCUGAUACAAGGACAAAAAAUAAGUGCAAAUGUCCCUCAAGCAAGAGGGAAGACGGUGUUGAAAUGUCUGCCAGUUUUAGUGUGCCUUGUUAACAAAAUUCAAAAUCGAGCAACCACAAUACUGCAUGACAGUGACAGUUGACUCAAUAAAUAUAAACCACUGUAAAUCAGCUUUAAUUUUAAUCACAUAUAAAAAUAAGUUGACACCAUUGUAAGUCGACAUUCUAAUAAAAUAAGUUGAUACCAUGGCAGCUCGACAUACGAUUGGCAUGAAAUAAAAUGACAGCUGGGUUACACAACCACCAAACCGAAUAGAAAAUAUAGACAUGUAAUACGCAACUCUACUAACAUGGACGAAUAAAUAAAUAAAAUCAAACAAACCUGUCUUAGUUUAUAUAUUUGUCAUAUUUCCGUCAGUACUGUAAUAUUGUCGCUCGAUUACUUUAACCGACAUUUGUCCGUCCAACACUCAGGCCGGCAGGAAACAUGUUGUAAAAACUGCUGUCCUCAUUUAAACCCCCCCCCCCCCCCCCCCCCAAAAAAAACACUGUACAAAACAUUAAAAUUUUCUGAUUGCAAAAACGCGUAUAAACAUAGAUAUUUACUUUGAAAAAUACACUUGAUUGGCUAUUAUUUGCUAUACAGCGCUGGAAGCGUGUUUGUCUUAGCAAAGCUUAGGUUUGUGUUACUGUCGAACAUAUUUGGCUGUCACACAAAGCGGAAGUCGCUAUUUCUGCCUGGGUUUGGCGCAUGGGUUAGAUUUUUUUUAACAUGUGAGCGUUUGUCCAUCCACAAAACACGCGAAUGUGAACAUUUUAUCCGCUUUUGACGCGUUUACUCGUUCACCUUACACGACAGAAGCAACAUUACACGCGUGCCAUAGUAACCUACUCAUGACGUUGAGACGACAGCAACCGCGUGGAUGCUAACCAACUGCUCACCGAAUUUAAUUUACACAGUGUUCAAAUGAAAGUUGUUGUAAUGUCGAAGGUGAAGCCGAAGAAAAAGAAGCAGCUCUCCUCCGAAACAGGAAAAGACAAUUCUGUGAAAAAGAAAAAGAAGUACCGGAUACGAAUGAAGUUAAAAAAGAAAGCCAAGGAGGAAAAAAAGGCCCCAAGUCAGCUCACAAGACCUCCAAAAGAUGCCAAACUUUUUUCUUCCAACUGGAAAGCAUUACAAGAGAUUUUAAAGUCCAAUCAGAUGACUGCAAUUGAGCCAAAGACACCCCAACAACAACCUAGCGGUCCUCAGCAAGAAAAGAAAAACAAAGCAUCCAAAAAUGUACUUCAGAACAAUAUCUCCUCCAGUAAGACUGAUUCAGAACAAAAAGUCAAACACAAAAGUGUUGACUCUCAGGCUAAAAUUCCCGUUGUAACCGACGCAAAUCAGUCAGCUGCAUCUAAAAGGAAAAACGCGUUUAAAGCAAACGGCCAAGCAGCCAAGAAGCAGAAAGUCGAGGCGAAGGAGUCCAAACCUACAGAGGAGGACAUUUGGUUUGAUGACGUGGAUCCUGACGACAUCGAGGCGACGGUGGGGGCGGAGGCAGCAGAGAUCAUGAGGAAGAGGCAAGGCUUUCACAAGAAAGACACGAACUACACGCUGGUCAAGGAGAAUGCUUUUCAGGGUCUGACCAGAGCAGUCGCCAUCGACUGCGAGAUGGUAGGCGUCGGUCCCGACGGCGAGGACAGCAUCUUGGCGCGCGUGUCUCUCGUCAACCAGUUCGGGAAGUGCGUCUAUGACAAGUUCGUCAAGCCAAGCGAGAAGGUGACCGACUACAGGACGGCUGUCAGCGGCAUCCGGCCACAGGACAUCAAAGAUGGAGAGAACAUAGCGACGGUGCGGACGGAAGUUGCCGAGAUCCUGAAGGGAAGAAUAGUGGUUGGCCACGCCCUACAGAAUGACUUCAAGAUCUUGCUCCUGGAUCACCCAAAAAAGAAAAUACGAGACACCCAGAAGUAUAAACCCUUCAGGAAAACUGUCAAGACGAACCGACCUUCGCUGAAAUUACUUUGUAAAGAAAUACUCAACGUCAAUGUCCAGCAGGGCGAACAUUCCUCCGUCCAGGAUGCGCAGGCCACCAUGAGGCUGUACACGCUGGUGAAGAAACAGUGGGAGGCCGACAUCAAAAACAGCGCGGACGAGAAACGCGAAAAGCGCAAGCCCAAGUCUCCCAAGAACGCGAGCAAGCGUCGUGUCGCGGGUUUGUCCUUUUAAAGUGAAAGAGAUGCACUCUUUACUUCAACAAAGACUCUUUUUAGUACUCCUUGGAACCUAAAAGUGACUGAAAAGAAUUUUUGAUGGGAUUAAGCGGGAUAUAAACAAAGAAAAAAUCACCAACUGAGCAAUAUCUUCAGCUUCCGUGGAGGAAAACAAGCCAAACAAAAUGCGUGGAUAGAACAGAGAGGCAUUCUGGGAUAUCUUCCAUAUACGUACAUACUUGGUUUCCUGAAUGUUUACAUAAACGUCAGGAGACUUCAGUGUUCUACAUUUACAUGCAUUUCAGUGAACCUCGAAUCUUCGCUAAUGGCUGUGGUUUUGUGGAACGUUUUCCCUUAAUUGGGUGUCCAACUUGGUUUGUUAUGUUCAUUUGCUGGUUGCCUUGAGUUGCACGGUGUCUGUACAGUUUGAAUAAAAUAUAAAUCAAAAGUCA
This is a messenger RNA of Phycodurus eques (leafy seadragon), 2706 nucleotides long. It is a transcript of the gene rexo4, whose product is annotated as REX4 homolog, 3'-5' exonuclease. The transcript is spliced from 8 exons. Gene Ontology annotation, biological process: rRNA processing; DNA catabolic process. Bases 1023 to 2270 code for a protein of 415 amino acids. Gene Ontology annotation, cellular component: nucleus. NCBI's taxonomy places the organism in Eukaryota, Metazoa, Chordata, Actinopteri, Syngnathiformes, Syngnathidae. The record is from RefSeq and is a predicted model, not a curated record. Gene Ontology annotation, molecular function: nucleic acid binding; 3'-5' exonuclease activity.